AUGACCUGCUGCGAAGGAUGGACAGCCUGUAAUGGAUUCAGCCUGCUGGUUCUACUUCUGUUGGGAGUAACUCUCAAUGCAAUACCUCUAAUUGUCAACUUAGUGGAGGAAGACCAAAUUUUUAAAAACCCCAUCUCUUGCUUUGAAUGGUUCUUCCCUGGGAUUAUUGGAGCAGGUCUGAUGGUCAUUCCAGCAACAACAAUGUCCUUAGCAGCGAGGAAAAGAGCAUGCUGCAAUAACAAAACCGGGCUGUUUCUUUCAUCACUUCUGAAUGUGAUCACCGUCAUUGGAGCUGCAUACUGCCUGAUGGUGUCCAUCCAGGCUCUCGCGGAGGGCCCUCUCAUUUGUAACUCUCAAGGCAACAGCACUUCCAGUUGCGAAUUUUCAUUUAAAAACUUAACUGCCACUCAUCCAGAAUCCUUCGAUCUGCAGUGGUUCUUCAACGACUCUUGUGUUUCUCCUACGGAUUUCAAUAAUCCCUCCAUCAACAACACAACAGCCAGUAACUGGAGAGCAUACAGCUUACAUUUUAAUUCUAUAGAAAACAAACAUAGGAUUAUCCAUUUCUCAGUAUUUUUAGGUCUACUGCUCGUGGGCAUUCUUGAGACCCUGUUUGGGCUCAGUCAGAUAGUCAUCGGCUUCCUUGGCUGUCUGUGUGGAGGAGUCUCUAAGCGAAGAAGCCGAAUUGUGUAG
Molecule: messenger RNA, 693 nt
Organism: Eubalaena glacialis (North Atlantic right whale)
Lineage: Eukaryota; Metazoa; Chordata; Mammalia; Artiodactyla; Balaenidae
Gene: TM4SF20
Product: transmembrane 4 L six family member 20
Exons: 4
Coding region: 1-693 (230 amino acids)
Cellular component (GO): membrane
Source: RefSeq, a predicted model, not a curated record